CUCCUUCUCCUCCUUCUCCUCCUCCUCCCUCCUUCCCCUCCUCCAACCUUCUUCUUGUCCUCAUCGCCCCACCCGUCUCCUCCGCCUCCGUAGCCAUUUUGGCUCAAGCCGUUUUGGCUGAAGCCAUUUUGGCACAAGCCCCUGUGUCACUUCGUUCUGGAUAGUCUCAAGAUGUCGUUAUGUCCCUGGAAUCGUCGAUCAAGAACUGCGGCCUGACAAAACAAUGGAGCGCCGCACUUCGCUUGCUCCGCGAAGGAAUUCAAUUGGGUGUGCAACUCUUCCCAAGCCACUACGUUGCGACUGUCAGCGCAUGCAGAAAAGGCGGGCAAUGGCAACACGCGUUGUCAGUGCUCAGUGAGAUGUGGAAGGCGAAGCUGGAGCCCGACGUCAUCAGCUACAGCGCUGGGAUCAGCGCGUGCGAGAAGAGCCAGCAGUGGCAGCCAGCGCUGGCGUUGUUGAGCGAGAUGUGGGAGGCGAAGCUGGAGCCCGACCCCUAUCUAUCCUACAACGCUGGGAUCAGCGCGUGCGAGAAAGGCAGGCAGUGGCAGCGGGCGCUGGCGCUGCUGAGCGAGAUGUGGGAGGCGAAGCUGGAGCCCAACGUCAUCUCUUCAGCUAUGAUGCUGGGAUCAGUGCGUGCGAGAAGGGCGAACAGUGGCAGCGAGCGCUGGCGCUGCUGAGCGAGAUGUGGGAGGUGCAACUGGAGCCCGACGUCAUCUUCAGCUACAACGCUGGGAUCAGCGCGUGCGAGAAAGGCGAGCAGUGGCAGCCAGCGCUUGCGCUGCUGAGCGAGAUGCGGGAGGUGAAGCUGGAGCCCGACGUCAUCAGCUACAGCGCUGGGAUGAGCGCGUGCGAGAAAGGCGAGCAGUGGCAGCCAGCGCUGGCGCUGCUGAGCGAGAUGCGGGAGGCGAAGCUGGUGUCCGACUUUAUCUAUACGACAAUACUGGGACCCGUGCGUGCGAGAAGGGCGGGCUUUGGCAGCGAGCGCUUGCGCUGCUGAUCGAGACGUGGGAGGCGAAGCUGGAGCCCGACGUCAUCUGUACUGCAGUACCAGAAUCAGCGCGUGCGAAAAGAGGGCCUAGUGGCAUCGGCCCCCCUCGGCCCGGCUCGGUCCUCUG
Prorocentrum cordatum is the source of this 1115-nucleotide messenger RNA. Lineage: Eukaryota; Dinophyceae; Prorocentrales; Prorocentraceae. The record is from the annotation of a GenBank genome assembly.